AUGGCGGGCCCCCUCGGAUCCAUGCCGACCCUGCCUAGGGAUGUCGCUCGCUCGAAACCUUUAGACGAGGCCGAGUCUGAGCGAGCGGCAAAGACGGCAAAGGCGUUGAUGGUGAGGCGGAUGGCGAGCGAGAUCUUGGCGGAGCGGCUGGAUUGUGAUGGUUUUGAUGAUGAGGAUUAUGAUGAUGACGAGGAGGACGACGAAGAGGAUAAUGAUGAUGAUGUUGCUGUUGAGGUGGAUGAGAAGGAGGAGGAGUGGUGGCAGAGGCUUCAGCAGCUGGAGAUUCACUACGGCCCGGAGCUCGCCGCUCGUGAUUUGGAAGCCGAGAAGCGCAUCCUCGACUACGAUCCCAAGCAGGGGGGCGUCUACCACACCCGACUCCACCAUGUAUAUGACCUCGCCUCAUUCGACCUCGACGAGGAGUCGCCCCUUCCACCGAUGAGAUUUACUGACGUGGUCUACAAAAACAAUAGCGACUUUGAGCUGUGUGAGGCAGUAAACAUCUUAUCUGUGAAGAUGGGCUCCCUGGAUAUUGACUUCCCAAUCCAUGUCUACGGCACUGUCAUUGCGAGAGACAGCCUUGACAAAAAGUGUGUUUAUCUCUUCCGCUGUGAUAGAGAAGACUCCCAAACUAUCAACUCUAAGGAUGAAUCGCUGAUCUUGACAGGACCAAAACGAGGUCUCGCUCUGAUAAGUGAUACAUAUGUUGAGACUAAUCUAAUGAUCAAGGGUGAUGAGUUGCAGCAGGACAGAGAACUCAGUAAAGGAAUCCUAACAAUUCAAGGCACAGAACGGCUCGCGUUUAGGAAUUGUGUGCUUGAAAGUUGCUCUCUCGCUACCAGGCUCAGUACUGUGGAUGUGGUGUAUGGAGUUGUGAAAGAUGCAGUGGAGGCUACCAUUUCAGUUGAAGUUUUAGCGGGAGAAUAUUUUGGAGAAAUUACAGCCUGCACCAGCAGCAUCAAGAAUAGGCUUGUGCUUCAUGACAGCAGAUUGACUCAUAAUGCUAGUGGUCAGAACAUUGCCCCGCCCGUCAUCCCACUCUUGCGAUCUGUGGUGGCUGUCUAUGUCAAGGAGAUGCUGUUACUGACUAUUGCCGCCCACACUGAUGAUGGAGAAAUUAAAAAGUGCAUUGACUAUACUCCAAGAGUCAAUGGUUCAAAUCUGGAUUUAAUUACUGUUGGUGCCACAACACUGAGCGUGAGGGUUGUAUGGUCAAUAAUUGACUUUUGA
Miscanthus lutarioriparius is the source of this 1230-nucleotide messenger RNA. The record is from the annotation of a GenBank genome assembly. NCBI's taxonomy places the organism in Eukaryota, Viridiplantae, Streptophyta, Magnoliopsida, Poales, Poaceae.